ACGGAUUAUUUCUUGUGAAAUUUUGAAACACUAAAUUGAGUAAAUUCUAACUCCCUUCCUUUUUGUUUUUUUCCCCGUCGUUUCAGUAAUGGAAAGGAGCGGUCCCUUUAGCAAGAAGAUAUUUAUACAGCGAGACUACAGCUACGGGACUGCAGUGAGAUUUUCUAGCGAAUUUCCACAAGAACUAAGAGGAAAGAUUGGUGAGAGAGAGUUUCAAGAGACGAUCGAUGAAAUAAACGUUAUAUUUGAGGAGGCAGAGGCGUACAAUUGCCAGAGAUAUGGCGAGGGCUGUCUUGCCUGUUUGACCGGAUACACUAUUCAUUUCUGUUUUAAAACACAUUAUCAGAAAUGCACUGAAAGAGCUGCUAGAUACAUUCAAGAGAGAAAUUAUCACAUUUUUGAGAGACAUGGAGUGUUAAUGGGUGAUCCAAUGGAUAGGGGACUCAGAUGUAUUGAAGUUAACAUAACAUAUGAUGGUGAUCAAUGAACUACCUCCUUUUCUCUCUCUCUUUGUUCCUGUCACCUUUAUGUCUGUUUUUCAUGUUUUGCUAUUCUCAUUAAUUUUAUUAAUUUUGUUUUAAUCUCAUUAUAAUGUCUGUCAUGUUUAUUGCUUGCUAACAAAUAACACAUACAGUUUACACACACGCACACACACAUUCAAUUUUCAAGACACAAAGUCUAUAGAAAUGGUCAUAAUAAUCAUAUCAACUUCAGAUCUAGUGUGUCCACGGGCCACAUACAAGGACAUCAAUAGAUAGAGAAUUAACAGAGCUAGUUCUCACUUAGUAUGUUGUGUGUGUCUCUUUUAUUAAAAUAUCGAGUACAUUACGUCAUUUCUUGC
Messenger RNA from Amphimedon queenslandica, 841 nucleotides. RefSeq names its product golgin subfamily A member 7-like. The transcript is spliced from 4 exons. Gene Ontology annotation, cellular component: palmitoyltransferase complex. The record is from RefSeq and is a predicted model, not a curated record. Bases 89 to 487 code for a protein of 132 amino acids. Gene Ontology annotation, biological process: peptidyl-L-cysteine S-palmitoylation; protein targeting to membrane. NCBI's taxonomy places the organism in Eukaryota, Metazoa, Porifera, Demospongiae, Haplosclerida, Niphatidae.